AUGGAGGCCCCUAGCCGUGACCUUCUCAUUACAUCUUCAAUCAACCCCUCAAAGGUCUUAUCACGCUUCGCGGUUCGUAAUCUUUAUAACGUCACUAUCUUCUGGAAGGAAGACGGACAGAUCCAGGCCAGCUUGUUCCAUUUGUCUCUUGUCUUCCUCGCCAGUGGUCAGACUCACGGUCUCCAGUGA
Molecule: messenger RNA, 189 nt
Organism: Penicillium cinerascens
Lineage: Eukaryota; Fungi; Ascomycota; Eurotiomycetes; Eurotiales; Aspergillaceae
Exons: 2
Coding region: 1-189 (62 amino acids)
Source: RefSeq, a predicted model, not a curated record